Molecule: messenger RNA, 2199 nt
Organism: Coregonus clupeaformis (lake whitefish)
Lineage: Eukaryota; Metazoa; Chordata; Actinopteri; Salmoniformes; Salmonidae
Product: reticulon-2-like
Exons: 10
Coding region: 74-1486 (470 amino acids)
Source: RefSeq, a predicted model, not a curated record
CGAGAGAGAGAGAGAUCCAGAGGAAGAGAGGGGGCUUCCAGACUGGAUGGGCCCAGCAGUGCCUUGAUGGAGCAUGGGCCAGGUUCUAGGAUUCUCCCACUGCAAGGAAUAUGGUUCUGUCUCCUCCACACCUGAUUCAACACCUCCCUGCACUGAAGGUGGGAAUGAGGAGUCUGAGCUGUGCGACCUGCAGACGGCCAGGGAGUGGUCUGAUGAAGAAGACGGGGGUCCGGAGGAUGAUGAUGGUGGAGCUUCAUCCCCCUCCAUUUGGGGGACCCCGAGACAGAACUCCUUCGAGCCCACCUUCUCCUACAUCGCCAUCGCCGAGGCAGAGGCGGGCGGAGCCUCACGACAUCAUCGUGACUCAUCGUCAGGGAGCCGGCGGAGGGGCGGGGCCAGGGGAGGCCGCACCUCCCUGAGCCGCACGGACACCGUGGAAAUGCUCCUCCUCCUGGACUCCCCCGACGUGGAGUGGGACCCCCACGCCUUCCUCGGCCGAGAGGAGGAGGAGGAGAGGGAGAGGGAGGAAAGGGACAUCCACAGACAGACUGGGGCAGUCCAGGCCUCUCUCCUAGAUACUGAGAUUGAACCUCAAGAGAGGGACACAGAGACCCAGAGAGGGGAGACAGAGCCCGUGGAGCCCCAGCACUACAGUCCCUCUGACAGCCACCAGGCAGCAUCACCGCCCCCUGAGCCUGAGUCCCUCGUAACCAUGGAAACCACAGUCACACUGCUCACGGCUGUGCGACCAAGAGGCGGCCUCACAGAUGAUGUGUCAUCCACUUCCUCCACCUCCGUUGGUCGAAACACUCAGGAAGAGCUGGCCAGCGAACAGUGGUUUUCAGUGCUCAACUUAUCAGGCCCUAUGAUAUGCACCCACAUAGCAGUGAUGGAUCUGAUCUACUGGAAGGACACAGAGCGUACAGGCAUGGUAUUCACAGGGCUGGUGGUGGGUUUGCUGUCCUUGUUCCAGCUCAGCAUCAUCACAGUCAUCUCCACUAUCUCCCUGGGCGUCAUGUGCUUCACCGUCUCAGUCUGCCUCUACUAUAAAAUCCUGCACGUUCUCAGCAUGGGAGACGGAGUGCACCCUUUCAAGGCGUAUCUGGAUCUGGACAUCAGUUUCAGUGGGGAGCUGGCUGACCAAUACAUGCAGAAGGCCAUUGUUACAGUCGUCUCUGCUGCUAACUCACUCAAGAAUCUCUUCCUGGUUGGAAGCCUCUUCGACUCUCUCAAGCUCCUGGCUCUGAUGUACCUGGUGACCUUUCUGGGAAACCUGUGUAAUGGCCUGACUGUCCUCAUCAUUGGUGUGAUCGCCCUCUUCUCUCUACCACUGUUCUACAGGCAGCACCAGGCAAAAGUGGAUGGCUUCUUUGCAGGAAUUCAGGCAAACAUUGACAACAUCAAGGACAUUAUCCACAGAAUUGCCCAAGGUGGUGGCCCAAUCCCAGACCCAACCCCUGGCGGCGCCAUGCCCAAAACACAAUGAAGAGUAAUGGCGGACAGGAGAGGAGGAUGAGGAGCAGAGAAGAGGAGGAGUUACAGGCUGUCACUCACAUGUCUUACUCAGCAGUCUGUGCUCAGAGCUCCAAAAGGCGGAGCUUCUGAGAUUGGGGGGGUUGUGUGGGGAGUCAAACCAUGGGGUUGGGACAUGAUGAUACUGUAUACUGUAUGGUGGGAUAGAGUAGAUUGCUAGUGGGUGAGGAUGAGGAAACGGGAGUGAUAUCUGGAUGGGAGUUGUUGCUGUUUCGAAGAAAGUUUUAAGACACAGCUCAUGAUUGUUGGUACAUUCAUUCAAGCCACAAAGACUGAUUGGAACCUCUAAUGCUAGGAGACCUGUGGGUUCCUUAUUGACAGCUGUAUAUCUGAACAGAGGGAAGUAAAAACUUCAGUAUAGAGUCCAGCAGGACUGGAGUUCACCAGGAGUUAGGACAGGGUCAGUCCAGGGUCAGAGGUUAGAGUUCACCAAACCAGAGAUCAUCAUUAUUCAUGGCAGCCUAACACUUGGAAUCAGGAUGUGUGUGUGGUAGAGUGUGUAUGUGUGUGUGAGGGAAUUAUGGCACUUUUGUGCUCAUGAUGAGUGUGGGUGUUUAAGUGUGUGUGUGUGUGUGUGUGUGUGUACACAGUAUGUGUUAGUUGACAUGCAGCUUACUGAUCUGAACCUGUUACCUGAGAGCUAUUAAAACCACAACUGUUCUUUCA